Messenger RNA from Juglans regia (Persian walnut), 1678 nucleotides. Its product is annotated as mitogen-activated protein kinase 3-like. Gene Ontology annotation, cellular component: nucleus; cytoplasm. The coding region runs from base 237 to 1364 and encodes 375 amino acids. Gene Ontology annotation, molecular function: ATP binding; MAP kinase activity. The transcript has 6 exons. Gene Ontology annotation, biological process: intracellular signal transduction; protein phosphorylation. NCBI's taxonomy places the organism in Eukaryota, Viridiplantae, Streptophyta, Magnoliopsida, Fagales, Juglandaceae. The record is from RefSeq and is a predicted model, not a curated record.
AUUAUUUUUUUCUUCCCUUUCCCUCUCGCGCGUUUCCGAUCUCCUUCCUCGCAUCCGCUCCGAACUCGGGCAUAGACGAAAGCCUCUUAAGUCUCAGAUUGUCCUUUUAAAUACUCUCGCUCGCUCUCUGUACUUUGAAUUAUUCUUCCUCACACUUUUUCUACUCAGCCUUCAGAGCCAUAAAGUUUCGCAUAGAGAGGUAUAAACACAGAGAGAGAGAGAGAGAGAGUUUGGAGAUGGCUGACGUCACGCAUAUCACCGCCGCCGGUCAUGCCGGGGAAUUUCCGUCUGUUCCGACGCACGGAGGUCAGUUUAUUCAGUACAACAUUUUCGGGAACCUCUUCGAGAUCACCACCAAGUACCGCCCCCCUAUCUUGCCGAUUGGCCGUGGCGCGUACGGAAUCGUAUGCUCAAUGUUGAAUUCGGAGACGAACGAGAUGGUCGCGAUGAAGAAAAUAGCGAACGCUUUCGAUAACCACAUGGACGCGAAGCGCACGCUCAGGGAGAUUAAGCUGCUUCGGCAUUUCGAUCAUGAAAAUAUCAUAGGCAUAAGAGAUGUUGUUCCUCCUCCUUUACGGAGAGAAUUCACCGAUGUUUACAUUGCCAUGGAACUCAUGGAUACUGAUCUUCACCAAAUAAUUCGCUCCAAUCAAAGCUUAUCAGAGGAGCAUUGUCAGUACUUCUUGUAUCAACUUCUUCGAGGACUGAAGUUUAUACAUUCUGCGAAUGUUAUUCAUAGAGACUUGAAACCCAGCAACCUCUUACUGAAUGCAAAUUGUGACCUUAAGAUAUGUGAUUUUGGUCUUGCCCGUCCAACUGCAGAGAAUGAGUUUAUGACUGAAUAUGUUGUCACCAGAUGGUACAGGGCGCCUGAGUUACUGUUGAACUAUUCUGAUUACACUGCUGCCAUUGAUGUGUGGUCUGUAGGUUGCAUCUUUCUGGAGCUUAUGAAUAGAAAACCUUUGUUUCCAGGCCGAGAUCAAGCGCAUCAGAUGCGCUUGUUGAUAGAGCUCCUUGGGACACCAACCGAGUCUGAUUUUUGGUUUGUUCGGAAUGAGGAUACAAAGAGAUAUAUUCGCCAACUGCCCCGACAUCCUCGACAGCCGUUAGCCAUUGUUUUCCCACAUGUUAAUCCAUUAGCCAUUGAUCUAAUGGAGAAAAUGUUAACAUUUGAUCCUGCUAAAAGAAUUACUGUUGAGGAAGCAUUGGCCCAUCCUUACUUCGAAAGAUUGCAUGACGUAGCUGACGAACCAGUCUGCUCAGAGCCAUUUUCCUUCGACUUUGAGCAAAAACCCUUGGAAGAGGAGCAAAUGAAGGAUAUGAUUUACCAGGAGGCCUUAGCUUUCAACCCAGAACACGCAUAGUCAAAAAAUGUCUUUGUUCUUGGUCACAGAUUGUACAAUGUACACCUGCGUUUAUUCUAUUUCAACUGUAACAUUACUUUGGUGUGUCUGCUGAUAUUACACAAAUGACUGUCCAUCAGCUGAGUUCAGCCUCUAAAUUUAUUUUUGAGGCCAGUCCACUAGCAAGGUGUUUUUUCAUUUUUUUUUUUCUCUUUUCUUUCUAGAACUUGUAUCCCACUUUCUUUGAUGUGCUAAAUCUUUAUUUUGUAUAUAGGAUCCAGUGUAACUCAUAACCAAUGAGUUAAUAAAAAUUGACUAUUGUUUUGUUCUUUUCC